This is a messenger RNA of Hyaloperonospora brassicae, 6552 nucleotides long. The record is from the annotation of a GenBank genome assembly. Lineage: Eukaryota; Oomycota; Peronosporomycetes; Peronosporales; Peronosporaceae.
AUGGAAAGUCACCACGCGAGCGACAGCAAAGGCGGCCGCGGCCCCAACAACAGCAGCAGCAGCAGCAACAACAACAGCAGUAGCGCUCCCGCGUACAAAGACCGCGGCUCACUGGCGCACGGCGGACGUGGCCACAGCCACAGCAAUAGCUACGCGGCCACGGGCGCUUUCCGCCGCGGCGCGUCCCACGCAAUGGGCCCGCGCGAGUGGGAGCGCGACAGUCGCGGGCGGCCGCGCUCGCGCUCGAGGGACAGCACCAAAGACCGGCGGGCGGGGGCGACGGGCAGCCGCAGCUCGUUGGGGGCGGCGGGGAACGCGGCGCUGCGGCUGCGCGACCGGAAGCAGCUGCUGCUGAUGCACCGCACAGGGGCCAAGUUGAAGGACCUGUCGCCUGCUGACGUGGCCAUGCGCGUGAUUGGGAUGGACGUGAAGUACAUGGAGGACGCUGCCCACCCGUACGUGAGCGACAAGUUGGCCAUGUUCCCCAGUGUGUUCCCGACGAGUGCGAGUUUCCCGGAAGAGAAGUUUCGCGUCCACGCGCUGCGGAACGCCGCGUUCGUGAGUCCACUGCCGCGUGGGUUCAACCAGCAAUGGCACUUGCAGUACUCGGCGUUCACGGACAAGAAACUGGCGAUCUUUGACGACCUCACGCGGGCGACGCGCGCGAUUGCGCGCUUGCAGGAAGACAGUGCGCACGACAGCGCGACACGUGCGCAAGGUGCGCCAUCAGCGUCGACCGAUGAUGGAACGACAGCAGCAGCAGCGGCUGCAGUCGAGCACGCGUUCACCAACUAUCUGAUUCGCCACGUGCGGCGACUCGAUGAACGCACGUGUCAUAUCUGGAUGAGUGAACUCUCGAGCGGGGCUCGCAGUGCGGCAGAACUCACACAAGCACAUGGCGUACCUUUUAAGCAGUGGCGGGCUGUGCCGGGUGUUUCCAAGUGCCCACUGCUCGAACUUGUGGUGAAGUAUCGACCGGCGUACGCGGACGCUACGUGGUUUGUACGGAUCAAUGUCGUGUACACAGAAAUGCGAGAGCUGCAGCGGGACGGCGCUAUUCGGACAGGCGACUGGUUUUUCAGCCCCCGCCGCAACCAGCGACGUAGCCAAGGAUGGACGGACAAGCUUAUUGAUUACCUCCACGUGGUAGUGCGUCAGGCAGCAUCAGAUUCGAGCGCAGCGGCGGAAAGCAGGUCGACAGAGCUCGCCUCGAACACGGCAAAUGCUGUCCCGACGCCUUCGAAUAAAGGCAGCGCAGCGGCUGCACCGUCUCAAGCAACAAGUAAAGGGUUGAUUAAGCAAGGUACGCAGAUGGCUCCGAGGCUGCGACACGGAGAGGUGCCAGCGAUCGAAAACGCUGGAAGAGGCCCUGGAAGCCAGGCAGCAGCUAGUAGUGGUGAAUUGGAGAUUCCUCCGACAGCGCUAUCAUCGUGGUAUGAAAAAUGGUCAUACGCACUCAAGCUGUCGGAAUAUCAGUUCAAGAUGGGGAUACUAGACCGAGUGCGCUAUUUCGAUGGGCUCCUAUCGCUGCUGCAGAAAUCCUUGACACCGCGAUCGCAGCGCGGUUCAAAUGGUCCCACGCGAUGUUCGGCUGUGCUGGCACUUGGAGUGAACGGUAUCAUGGAGCUACUAUCCGUGGUGCAGAAAUUACUUCCAGAGAUACUGCUUUCUGCGGAUACAGUAUUGAUGCUCGUAAAGAUAGUGUUGCAGCAGCUGCGGUACCUGCUUCCCCCUAGUUGUCCGAUUCCGCCGGAGACAAGAGGGGGCUCACUUCAGGAAGAGCUUCUAGUAGCAUUAUGUCAGCUACUGCGAGACAUCCUGCUGAAUGGCAGUGAUGUUCUCGUUCGUCUUGAGAACAACGCACCACCAUUAUGGCCAGCUUACGUGUUCACCGACCGAUUCUUCAAUCGCGACGCUUACGGGGCUGCAGCAAUACAGGCAUGUAUCGAUCGCUGCCACAGGAAGAACAGGGAUAUUACAGGGCGCAUUCUUCGACUUCAACAGGCGUGUCCGUCCUCGAGUUCUGUGGGCGGUGGUCGGGUGCUUGCCGCUGCGAUGCGCAAUGAUGCACAAAUCUUGCAGACUCUAGACCGUUUUCAUCGCGUGGAUUCGACCUUGGACUGGCAUCGGGUCUAUAGCGAAGUGUUCUGCCCGCUUCCUCUUGUAAGCCCUAGCGGCAAAGAAUCGCCAGCUGACUUGCCAGUCGACAUCGCUGCACUCUUCCUUGUUUGCGAGUGGGCAGUGACAAGUCAGCGCCCAGCAGAGUACCGGUAUUUGUCUGCGCUCGCGUUGAUCGAGAUGCAUAGCACCGCGCUUUUGAAAUACGGCAAAGACAAAGGUUUACUGCCUCACUGCGGACCAAAGGACCACCAAGUAGUUCUUCAGAGUGCUCUGCAAGAUUUUUUGCAACGAUACGAGCCUAAGGCGGUUACGGAGAUCACUCAAGUUAUCGAACUUUUCUGUCUUCUCGUGCGGCGUCGACUAUUCAGUGUGCCAAGCUUUGUGAAAUUCGCAUCGAGCUGCAAUGAAGCAGCGGCUUGCAUGGGCAACAGCCCAUUGCUUGCGCUAGCCGCAGGAAAUACUGGCGUUACUAAGCGAACCGAGUCGGCACCGGUAGUUCACACCGCGUACAACAUCGAGUGUUCACCAGGGCGAGGGUACAAAUCCAGCGAUGUGUAUUUGCUGUCUUCAAACGAUCGAUUGAAGCUUUAUAUGUGGCAGCUUCCGCGAAGCCCGUUUCCACUGCCAACAUGUGUGCCCAUGCUACCAGAAGACAGCUACGAUGGCGAGCUGAAUUAUCUGCGAUGGCUCGAAGUGAUGAAUCUCCGUCAAGAACAUCUCAGCCACUCGAAAACACUCGAACGUGCUCAAUCACUUUGCAUUUAUGUAUUUCACACGCACGGUCAGGUGAAAGACACACCGACUGUUGGAACACCGGGGACGACAGGUACAGCUGCCGGAUCUGGAAGCGCGGAUAGUAGCCGAGCACUACGUGAAGUGGAGUAUCAGGGCAAAGUGGGUGAGCUGGUGUCAGCUGUGAAAACCAUGUGCGGUCAUGACAAAGGGCGGUUCACACGCUGGUUCCUGCACAACGUCUACGAAGAGACCACGUUUUUUCGGUUCUCCGAUUAUGGUAGCGUGGAGCACGUGAUGCGGCUUGUGUGCCUUAUACUUGAAAUUGUGGACGUGCUGGGUCUUCUCGAGGUGCUUGUACACUUCCUGCGGCGUUCUCCGUGUUACCUUGUCAAGAAUGUAGUUUUGGCAAUGAUCGAGCGCCACGAACUUGCGUUCUGUGCUACGGACCAGAUCCCAUUUUUGUUGCAGUCGUUCGUGGACCGCUUCCAUCGUAUUCCCAAGCACGCCGACGAUAAGGCCGGGAAUGUGGCUCAGUUUUUCUGCAAGAUGUAUUACGCGCACAUCAAGAAGAAAGAGAUUGCGAAGCUGGACUUGCCGUUUGCGCUGCUUAAGCCGAUUGCAGAAACAGCUCGAAAAAACCAAGACGCAACCGCAACUGGAGGCACCGUGAAUGGUUUGGGGGCUAACACGACUGGUGGCGGGACUAGCGGAAAUUCGAAGGCCAAAGAGAUGACGCUGGAGACUACGAACCCGAUCGUGCGCAUCCCACCGCCCCGCGAGGUGCUUCCUCCGGAGCUGAAGGGUGCACUUGCCCGGGCGUUUAAAGCCUUGCAAGCGCGUUCCUUUGAUGGUCCUGGUGCGGAUGGUAAGCAGACACCUGCGACUCCUGGCACUGGCGGUAGUACCCCGCUGCAGAGUCCGAGUAGCACGAAUCAAGACGCUUCAGCUUCAGCUGAGCCCGUUGCAGCCUUCACGCCCAGUCACGCGAGCAUGUCAUGGCAGGAGGUCACUGGCGAAGCAACACCGUCAUCGGAAGCUAAGUCGCGCGACAGCGCUGUCGACUUUGCGGUGGCUGCAAUCAACAUGAGCAUGACGUCGUCUGCUGUGGGGUCCACGAACGCGAAUGCGACAAGGGAGCGGCGCACACCUAACUACGUGUUCUUCUUUCGAGCUGUGCUGAGCGAGGUGAUGGACAAAUGGAUGGCUAAUAUGUUGGCAAGAGUAAAGUCAAAUUGCAAGAGACCCAUCACGACUCCGCACUAUGUGCACCGCUGCGUGCGUCUUAUUCGAGAGGUGGUAGAACAACAUCCCGACAACGGCGAGGAAUUCAGAGAGAAGUUCGCCAACACUCUCGUCGUCUGGUUGCAGAAAGAAGUGCUGCCUGGUUUUGCUGGCAGUGACACGCCCAAGCGUUCGCGCAAUCCAUUUUUGAACGCUGACAACAGCAAGGAGGCUUUUGCGCUCAACCAGAAAGGCCGCCUAGACCGUGUGCAGUACGGACUGAAGAGUUUCCUGGUAUCUUUGGCGGUGCAUAAAGUGUUGAAUCUGUCCCAGAUGCUUCGAUUGGUACUCGUGCCGCUCUUCCCGCGAUUACGCCGCGCAUCCCGUGACCCGCCCCCAAAUUUACCGACGCAGCUUCUAGCGAUGGCUCUUGUCUUUCAGCUUUUUUCUGAACCGCCACAAAAUCUCUUGCUGGAUGUGCAAAAGUUGGUCAUGUUUGACGAGCCUUUGACAAAGUAUCAUCUGCGUUUUCUGCGCACUCAGGUGCCAGCCUGCUUGAUGUUCCCGUUGUGCUUCUUGCUGUGCCAGAUCUCCUACCAGAUGGAGGACAACUUCCUGCUUCGCAAACGCGAGGAGCGUGGCACGUUGGCUAGCGCCACUCUUUUCAACUUGACAUCAGACGGCAUCGUUCGCGACACCAUUUUCCAUGACACGAAAGAGGCCCGUGAGAAGCACAUUCUCCCCGUGUACCACAAGAAGCAAUGGCACACGGCCGUUCUGCUGACACAUUUCUUCCGGCCGCCGUCAUCGCCAGCAGAGGACGGAAAUGGACAGGUCCAACUGCUGAAGGUGGGGCAAAUUAUCGAUCAGAUGAACGUCUGGACACUUCAUCGUGGUGGCUCUAUUUAUCUCGACCUGCAAAUGAGCCGACAGCAGCAGAAGGUAAAGCGCUCGAAGCGACGCUCACGACUUCAGCGCCAACAAGUGCCCACGCAUCCAGCAGGUUGCAAUAAGCGAAAAGCUCUUCAAGCUGAUCCAUCUACGCGCUUGACCAAGCGAGUAGCGGCAGAUGGCAGUGAGAGUGUCGUGGCAGCUGGAGUGAAUGGAUAUGCUGACGGUAGAACGUGUCUCGGUAGUCGAGCAGAUACGGAGACCUCGUUCGGUGGCAGUCUGUUGGGCACCUUUAUUCCCGAUGGAGAAGAGGAAGCAGCUGACGGCGAUCUUGAGCUUGAACUAGGCUAUGACGAGGCAAGCAGUGCUACCGAAAUUUUGUCGAGCCUGAUUGUGCUGCGUACCCUGAAGCGCAGCUCACGACCGCCUAUCGGGGCAGGGUUGACUGCGUUGUCAUCGUCCACUGCGACGUCCUCAUUCGUACCGGUGUCGCAGUCAACACCAGCAGCCAUGACCAAUUUCUCGUCAUCGUCACCACUUGCUACUCCCAAACUUUGUAAUACGCCGCACCAAGUUCAUCUCGAUGAAGGCAACGACGGCAAACAACGCGGGGGUACUUCAGGUCUUGAUGAUGACAGUGAGACAAAGACACCGGUGCAAGCGUUGCCUAUGUCUGUCGCAGCAAUGUACAAUUCGUUGACCCCGUGCGAAGUUCGUAUGCUUGAAGCAGCUCGAGAGGCGCAAAACUCGGCAGUGGCGUCUUUGUAUGCCGCUACAGUUUGCAGCAUCUCGAGACGCGCUAUGGGGUCAGUCAUUGCCAAAGCUUUGCAAGUGCUCGAAGACGAUGUGAAGCACUCGCAACCUGACAAGUUUACCCGCCGACUGAACACGACGUCGGUUGUGCAUCUCGUUAGUGGCAUUAUGUGCACGUCUCCUGGGAACGCAUUUCUGCCACGCUACAUGAUGUCACUCGCCACCCAGCUCGAGUGGUUGUACGAGGGCUGUAUGCUUCAUGACAAGCAGCAACGAUCUGCAUUGGUUGAACCUGAUCCACGCAACAACUCGUUACUGCGUCGACUUCGCUGCAAGCUGGCGGUGCGACUGCAGCUGGUAGGCGUGAUCGGACCCAGCAAGCAUGCUGUGAUGACUAUUUGUUAUCGCGACCGCAUCGUCAAAACUCUGUUUGCUUUGCUGGGUACCUCCGCAGUCUCGACUGGACCAGGCCUUUCACUCUUUAGCUGGAUUCUGGACCUCAUUCCAGUCGUUAACGCCUCGGUGCUUCACAGCCGACAAUAUGAACUAGUCGAAGCAUUACAGCUCCCCAGUGACCUCAAGCGACGUGUUUGGUGUGUGCUGCCACGUCCUGUGAACACGUUCGGAGCUGCAAAUGUGUUUGUAAAUUGCUCAGUGCAGACAUGUGCUGCUCAGGGCAAUGCUGAGUCAACGAGGGAGGAACCGACACACGCACCCGUCGAUCCGUGGGGUUUGCUCGAACACCUGCCGCACCUACCUAGCGACGCCGUUGUUCCAGAUUUGCCCACUCCGAUCCCGAAACGGCCACGUAGAGUCUUCCGUUGCGUGUGA